CACCAAAGCCACAGCCAAUCCAACCCGCCCGCGGUUUUCCUGGGGAGCCACACAUAAUCGUUAAUUUCGACCUGUGUCGGUCUUCGCCGCGAGCGAUCAAAACCACCGAGCUGCCCUCCUGCACCCGGCUCUCCCCUCCCUUUCAUACUCACGCACGGCUUUUGCAAAGACAAGAGACACACGACAAUUCGAUAUACGUCUCCUCGGUGCAAGCUACCUCCUGAACCACCUACGACCAGUCAAGCUCAGGACCAAUUUCACGCAUCGAAGUCCUGUCAGAACGUCACGAAACAGCCUGCUUCGACCCAGCUGUCCCGAGGACCGGGCAAGCGCAUAUUUCUAACCCUAAUCUCAUCGUCUGAGCGAAUUACGACAGUCCUGAUGGCCGACACACAGCCUGCGAGUGAUUCGAACCCCAACAGGGGUAAUCGCAACCGUGGUAGAGGUCGCGGUGGUGGCGGCGGUGGAGGCGGCGGUGGAGGAGGAGCAGGAGCAGGAGCAGGAGGAGGCGGCGGCGGCGGCGGCAACUCUGGAACCCGUAGCAAAGGUAGAGGAGGGCGUGGGAGAGGCGGUGGAAAUGCUGGUGCCGCGUCUCAACCACACGCCUCCAGCGCCCCUCUGUCAGCGCAAACCAAGCCCGACAACAAAGUGCUCACCCGCACCGCCGCCGAAGAUGACGACACGGCCAGCAGCGACGGUGAGGUUUGUUUCAUUUGCGCCGAGCCGAUCAAGUUCCACUCCAUUGCGCCUUGCAACCACAAAACCUGCCACAUCUGUGGUUUGCGCAUGAGGGCUUUAUACAAGACCAAGGACUGCCCCCACUGCCGAACACCCUCCCCCUUUGUCGUGUUUACCGAAGACGCAAACAAGCGGUAUGAAGACUACACCGACGCCGACAUUACGAGUUUCGAUAGCAACAUCGGUAUUCGAUAUACCAAUGAAGAAAUCGUCGGCGAUACCGUGGUUCUGCUUCGUUAUAACUGCCCAGCGGACGAUUGCGUUUUCGCCGGUCUGGGCUGGCCUGAUCUCCACAGACACGUCCGCUCCACUCACCAUAUGAAGAUGUGCGAUCUCUGCACGAGGAACAAGAAGGUCUUUACGCACGAGCAUGAGCUCUUCGCCGACAAGGAGCUCGAGAAGCACAUGAGACACGGCGACGACAGACCAGGUGCCAUUGAUCAGACUGGCUUCAGGGGUCACCCCCUCUGCGGCUUCUGCGGAUCGCGAUUUUACGACGACGAUAAGCUCUUCGACCAUUGCCGCGAGAAGCACGAAAGAUGUUUCAUCUGCGACCGGAGGGACUCGAGACACCCUCAUUAUUUUGUCAACUAUAACGCCUUGGAGAAACAUUUCGACAAGGAUCAUUUUCCGUGCCUAGACAAGGAAUGUUUGGAGAAGAAGUUUGUUGUUUUCGAGUCGGAGAUGGAUCUGAAGGCCCACCAACUUGCCGAACAUGCCAAUUCUUUGUCUAAGGAUGUGCGAAGAGAUGCGAGAGUUGUCAACAUGUCCGGCUUUGACUACAGAUCACCAUAUGAGAACGAAAGACGUGGCGGUGGCGGCGGAGGAGGAGGCGGAGGAGGCAGAGAGGGCGGCGGACCCUCUGGUGGACGUCAAGGGCGCGGACGCGGUCGUGAUCCCAAUGCCGAGCCCAUCCCGCAGAGUUCCGCGCAACCUCUUCGUCGCGAUGAGAUUGCUUUCCAAAGACAGAUGGCGAUCCACUCGGCGCAAUCCGUUUCGAACCGCACCUUUGGCGGAUCGCUCUCCACGCCCUCGACGACAACACCUUCUGCCCCAUCGCGCCGGGGCAAUGCCACACCAACAUCAGGAUCGUCGCGCCAGGCGCCUGCGGCCGCGCCUAGUGCCGUAUCUGCGCCUGCUCUGCCGACUGCCGAGCUUGAGCAGCUCAGCGUCACCGAUAUCGCGUCGCUGCCUCCCCAAGAGCGGGCCGUCAUGUUGCGCCACCAAGGGGUCAUUGAACGGGCCUCGAACCUACUUGGCCACGACCAGACAAAGAUGAACACGUUCCGCGAGUACAUCUCAAAUUUCAGAAAAGGGAAACUCACCGCUCCCCAGCUGGUUGACGCCUUCUUCUCGCUCUUCGCCGACACGUCGUCCAACGCUUUGGGUACGCUGGUUCGCGAGGUUGCCGACUUGUUCGAGGACAAGAACAAGGUCACAGCCCUGCACAAGGCCUGGCAGGACUGGAGAGCCAUCAACGAGGAUUACCCGUCUCUGCCCGGCUUGGGCGGCAUGCACGGUGCCACCACAGCCUCCAGCGGCUGGGCCAGCGCAGCAUCUCCCUCUCCCACCGCACCGGCCGCGGCGCCCAACCAGAAGCACUCGAACCGCGUGCUGCGCCUGAAGAACAGCACUCGCGCCGGCGCCUCCGGACCCAAGCCGGUGACACCGUCGGCUUCAAGCAACUGGGUUGCGUCGUCGCCUGCCGUGCGCCCCCCGGCAUCAUCCGCUUUCCCCGCCCUCCCUGCCGCUUCGUCAUCGUCUUCAUCGUCGAGCGCAGCCCGACCGUCUUGGAUUGGCCCGAACAACCCAUCCUCUACGGCUGGCAGAUCGUCCGGCCCGGCAGGUCCAUCACGCACGGUGCCCGGCGGCCGUCCGCCACCGUCGUCUGCUUUCCCCGCCCUGCCUCCGGCCCAGAAGCCUCUCACGACGAUCUUCGGUUACGGCUCAGGCAGGGGCGUGCGGCGCGAUCUCGGAGGCGCCGCCAGCAACUUCAACUGGGGGUCGGCUCCGGGGAGUGGCGCGGCGAGCGAGAACGCGUCGGAGAAGGAAGACGAGGAGGCCGGCCAGAGCACUGGCGGCAAGAAGAAGAAGGGCAAGAAGGUGCUUGUCCAGUGGGGCUGAGCAGCAGUCAACACGCCGGUAACCAAACAAGAAAGAGUGUGGAGGGAUUUCGUGGAGCGGUCUCAAACAAGACAGGUGUCUGUUUUGAGAGGAAGGAAAAGUUUGCUUCAGAGGUCGGCCACACGUGGCCCUCUGGAGUUUGUAGAAGGGCGACCAAGGAGCGGAAGCAAGAAAAGAUCACGAGAUGAGCAAACUGUAGACCAGAGGACGUAGGGAUGGCAGAGAGAUAGAGCAAAAGUGAAAACACAUGCCGACCUCCAGUGUCGUGGGCAGAUUUGUCUCGUCUGAAAGCGAGAACCU
Colletotrichum destructivum is the source of this 3162-nucleotide messenger RNA. RefSeq lists its product as uncharacterized. Gene Ontology annotation, molecular function: ubiquitin protein ligase activity; ribosome binding. The transcript is spliced from 2 exons. Bases 382 to 2862 code for a protein of 826 amino acids. Lineage: Eukaryota; Fungi; Ascomycota; Sordariomycetes; Glomerellales; Glomerellaceae. The record is from RefSeq and is a predicted model, not a curated record. Gene Ontology annotation, biological process: rescue of stalled cytosolic ribosome; protein ubiquitination.